AUGGUAUAUUCUAAGACGGAGGAUGAGCAUGAUGAGUAUCUCAGAAUAGUGCUUCAAAUUCUUUGUGAGAAGCAAGUUUACACUAAGUUAAGCAAGUGUGAGUUCUGGUUACGAGAAGUGACUUUUCUGGGGCAUGUAGUUUUUGCUGAGGGGGUUCGAUUUGAUCCUCGAAAGAUCGAAGCUGUGUUUGAUUGGAAACAACCUAAGAACGUGUCUGAGAUCCAUAGCUUUCUGGGUUUGGCGGGAUACUAUCGACACUUUGUUGAGGGAUUUUCUCUGAUUGUAACUCCUCUUACUAAACUUAUACGAAAUGUUAAUGGGUGGAGUCUUGUUGAUAUGUGCAGAGAGAUCAAAUCUGAAGCUGAUAAGCUUGCCAAGUCUGGUAUUAACAGGCCAAGUGCCCUCGUUACGGUUCUAAGUGGUUAUUGA
Molecule: messenger RNA, 429 nt
Organism: Gossypium arboreum
Lineage: Eukaryota; Viridiplantae; Streptophyta; Magnoliopsida; Malvales; Malvaceae
Exons: 2
Coding region: 1-429 (142 amino acids)
Source: RefSeq, a predicted model, not a curated record